Molecule: messenger RNA, 1125 nt
Organism: Zygosaccharomyces rouxii
Lineage: Eukaryota; Fungi; Ascomycota; Saccharomycetes; Saccharomycetales; Saccharomycetaceae
Gene: TRP4
Product: anthranilate phosphoribosyltransferase
Exons: 1
Coding region: 1-1125 (374 amino acids)
Biological process (GO): L-tryptophan biosynthetic process
Cellular component (GO): cytosol
Molecular function (GO): anthranilate phosphoribosyltransferase activity
Source: RefSeq, a predicted model, not a curated record
AUGGUUGAUAUUAAUUCCUUGGUACCUUAUACCAAGAAGCUACUUGCGCAACCUCCUACUUUGUCUCCAAGUGAUCUACAUGCAGCUAUAUCUAUCAUACUAAAAUUGCUCGAAGAAUUGGAGUCAGAGAGUAAGGAUCAAGGGCAAGAGGUGAACAUCUACGUUGUCAUAGGUAGUUUUCUCACAGCGUUGAGAACUACUGGUUUGGAUCAUAAGGCAGAAUACAUUGCGGAGGCGGCUCGAGCGGUAUUAGUGUAUUCCGAUAAAGUAAAGUUAGAGAGUGGUAAGGAAGAUGGUUUAGUUCUUGAUAUUGUAGGCACUGGAGGUGAUGGUCAAAACACGUUCAACGUUUCUACAUCUGCUGCUAUUGUGGCUUCUGGUAUACCUGGUUUUAAAGUCUGUAAACAUGGUGGUAAAGCAUCGACUUCUAAUAGUGGUGCUGGAGAUAUGAUUGCACAAUUAGGAUGUGAUGUUUCUAAAGUCAAUAGUAGAACAGUGCCUCACUUGUGGGACGCUAACGAUUUUCUUUUCCUGCUGGCACCCUAUUUCCAUAACGGUAUGAGGCUGGUAUCUAAAAUUCGUAAGUUGCUAGGCAUACCAACUGUUUUCAAUGUCCUGGGGCCUUUAAUUCAUCCUGUACCUCAUGUUAACAGAAGAGUUCUGGGAGUUUAUUCAAAAGAAUUGGCUCCUGAAUAUGCUAAGGCGGCUGCUUUAGUGUACCCUAAUAGCGAAACCUUUGUUGUCUGGGGACAUGUAGGACUGGACGAAGUGUCCCCCAUCGGUAAAACAACCAUCUGGCAUGUAAACGGUAGUGGUAAACUAGAUGUAUUCGAAAUAGAACCAUCUAUGUUUGGUCUUCCUGAACAUGAACUUUCGCAAUGUCAAUCCCUGGGACCUGAGGCUAACGCUAAACUGUUAAAGGAGGAAGUGUUAAACGGUAAGCUGCAUUGCAAGGAGGGGCAUCCUGUAUAUGACUAUAUUUUGCUCAAUACAGCUGUACUCUAUUGUUUAAGUAAAGGUAACAAGGACUGGCGAGAAGGUAUUGCUCAAGCAGAACAAAGUAUCCAUUCGGGCAAGGCUCUACAAUCGCUGCAGCAUUUCAUCAAUGAAUUAGACGAGUUUUAG